Molecule: messenger RNA, 3021 nt
Organism: Triplophysa rosa
Lineage: Eukaryota; Metazoa; Chordata; Actinopteri; Cypriniformes; Nemacheilidae
Gene: tle2b
Product: TLE family member 2, transcriptional corepressor b
Exons: 20
Coding region: 592-2865 (757 amino acids)
Biological process (GO): regulation of DNA-templated transcription; negative regulation of canonical Wnt signaling pathway
Cellular component (GO): nucleus; transcription regulator complex
Molecular function (GO): transcription corepressor activity; protein binding
Source: RefSeq, a predicted model, not a curated record
GUCUAGGGCUCGCUGCUGAAAAGCCUGCUGGAUCUUCCAGUGACCUGCUGUUCUUUCUUGCCUUCCUGUGUGUUUUUGCUUCCUAGAUUUAGAUUAAAAACAACGCUUGUUCCUCUUCCUCCUCUUUGUAGAGCAACGCACAGAAGGUCUUUUAGUUUUAAAGGAGAGUUGAAAGAGGAACAAGGUUGGAAGGCACAUUUGAAUGGAGGUACGUGUUUGUUUUGUAGCUUGUUGGAGACAUUUGCAGAAGGACAAGAUCGGAGACAGUUGGAUAGUUCUUCGGAAUUCCCUGCUGCUCUUGAGGUGUUCGACCACGAAACACCGUCAGUAAAGAGAACGGAACGUCACUCCAGGGAAUUCUGAGAGGGGUGAAUCCAGUCCAGGUGUCAUAAGGGGAUCUUUUUUAUGAGUACCCCUUGUUGGAUGCACUGACAGUCUUGGGAUCCAGACUUGGGAAAAGGGCACAGCCGGACUGCCAGUGCCACAUCUUGAUCUGGGGCUCUGUCCCCGGUGGUUGGGGGACUCAGAGGUGCGGAGGGUCAGGGCAGCGUGUUGGCCGUCAAACCCAAAGUUGGCAUCUCUCUGGUGACCAUGUACCCGCAGGGUAGACAUCCGGUACCUCUGCAGCCUGGACAGUCAUUCAAGUUCACAGUCCUGGAGACUUUGGACCGCAUUAAAGAAGAAUUUCAGUUCCUCCAGGCACAGUACCACAGUCUGAAACUGGAGUGUGAGAAGCUGGCCAGCGAGAAGACCGAAAUGCAGAGGCACUACAUCAUGUACUACGAGAUGUCCUACGGGCUCAACAUCGAGAUGCACAAACAGGCAGAGAUCGUGAAGCGGCUCAGUGCUAUCUGUGCUCAAAUCAUCCCUUUUCUCUCUCAGGAGCAUCAGCAGCAGGUUGUUCAGGCGGUGGAACGUGCCAAACAGGUCACCAUGGCAGAGCUCAAUGCCAUCAUAGGGCAGCAGCAGCUCCAGCACCUGUCUCACCACACCCCAGGUAUUCCUCUCACCCCUCACCCUUCAGGCUUGUCUCUGGGUGGCACGUCCGGACUGCUGGCCCUCACCGGAGCUCUGGGAGUCUCUGCCCACUUGGCCAGCAAGGACGAACGCAACCACCUAGACCCCGAGCAUCUCAGAGAGGGUGCACCCAGCAGGAGUAAAUCAGUAUCAUCGACAGACAGUCAGGUCACAGAGGAUCGACAGGGUCCGUCAGGAGCGUAUGCCUCACAGACGUCCAGCGAUGCCAAACGGCGGCGCUGUGAUGAGAAAGACGUCCUUCCUUCUCACUAUGACAGUGAUGGUGACAAAAGUGAAGACAAUCUUGUGGUAGAUGUUUCCAAUGAGGAAGCUUCCUCGCCUGUGGGCAGUGUUCCUCUUUCUCCUCACGGUAACGGCUUUGACCGAGCCCCAUCCCUGAGAAAGGAGCUCCCAGGGUCCCCCAGUCCCACACCAGGCACCCCUCCACACAGCCCACCUCCUGGCAAAAACAAGGACACAGUGCAAACAGAGAAAUCCCAGUCGCCCUCCUCUAAAUCAGGCAAUUCCUCACCUUCUCACCAUGACCCCCUGAUCCCCGGUCCCAGCACUUCCUGUUUACGGCUGGUCAACAAACCGACCUCCUCUGCAGACCCUCUGGCCCUGCGGAGUCCCUUGACCAUGACACCCGGUUCUUACCCAGCUCACUUUGGGAUGGUGUCCCACGCUGGGCUCAAUGGAGAGCUGGCCAGUCCAGGCGGGUUCGGAGGAUCAUUAACACUCUCGCCCCAAAUCAGCGCCGCUGCCAGUGCUUACACACGCAGCCCUAUGGUAGCGUAUGAAUCUCGUUCACAUCUUAGGCCAUCAGGGCUGUCCACGUCACUGCCUGGCUCCAGUGGUGGAAAACCCGCUUACUCGUUCCACGUGAGUUCGGAUGGUCAGAUGCAGCCCGUGCCCUUCCCUCCCGAUGCCCUCCUCGGUCCGGGUAUCCCACGGCACGCCCGUCAGAUCCACACCCUCAGUCACGGAGAGGUGGUGUGUGCUGUCACCAUUAGCACGUCCACACGUCACGUCUACACCGGCGGCAAAGGCUGCGUCAAAGUGUGGGACAUCAGCCAACCGGGCAGCAAGAGCCCCAUGGCCCAACUCGACUGUUUGAAUAGAGACAACUAUAUUCGCUCUUGUAAGAUUCUCCCCGAUGGGCGGACCUUGAUAGUUGGUGGUGAAGCCAGCACGCUGUCAAUCUGGGACUUGGCCACGCCCACUCCACGCAUCAAAGCCGAAUUAACAUCCUCUGCUCCGGCAUGCUACGCUCUGGCCAUCAGCCCAGACAACAAGGUCUGUUUCUCCUGCUGUAGUGACGGAAACAUCGUGGUGUGGGACCUGCACAACCAAACGCUUGUCAGGCAAUUCCAGGGUCACACAGAUGGAGCCAGUUGUAUCGACAUCUCCAACGAUGGCACCAAACUGUGGACGGGAGGUCUGGACAACACAGUGCGCUGCUGGGACCUGAGAGAGGGACGGCAGCUCCAGCAGCAUGACUUCACCUCACAGAUCUUCUCUCUGGGUUACUGUCCUACGGGAGAGUGGCUUGCGGUGGGGAUGGAGAGCAGCAAUGUUGAAGUGCUUCACGUCUCUAAACCAGACAAAUACCAGCUGCACCUUCAUGAGAGCUGCGUUCUCUCGCUCAAGUUUGCCUACUGCGGUAAGUGGUUUGUGAGCACAGGAAAGGACAAUCUGCUCAAUGCAUGGAGGACACCAUAUGGAGCGAGUAUUUUCCAGUCAAAAGAGUCCUCGUCAGUCCUGAGCUGCGACGUCUCCCCAGACGACAAGUAUAUUGUAACAGGUUCUGGGGAUAAGAAAGCCACAGUGUAUGAGGUGGUGUACUAAACGCAGAGAGAUGGCUGGAAGAAACAAAACCGGCGAGCACUACACGAUCAUGGCAAGCGAAGCAGGCAACCAUGGCUCUUCUGUUUUCUGUCUGCUGUAUACCCCCUGGUCAAUUCAUCCCAUCUUGUCACCUUUACUCCGAUAGUUAGAUAAGAU